Molecule: messenger RNA, 1167 nt
Organism: Entrophospora sp. SA101
Lineage: Eukaryota; Fungi; Glomeromycota; Glomeromycetes; Entrophosporales; Entrophosporaceae
Source: the annotation of a GenBank genome assembly
AUGAUUUUUAAAAAAUUACCAUUUGAUUGUAUAUAUCAUAUAUUUGAAUAUCUAGAAUAUAAUUACGAGACACUUUAUUCAUGUAUACUUGUGAGUAGAAGUUGGUUUCGCACUGUUGCACCAAUACUAUGGAAAGAUCCAUUCCAUUCAAAAAAUAGCAUGAAGACAAUGAUCAGGUGUUUAUCAAAGGAGUCAAAAGAUUUUUUUGUGAAAAAUAAUAUCAAACUAUCAUUUGAAGUAUUGGAUGAUGAUAAACUACUACUAUGCAACUAUUCAGAAUUUGCUAAUGAACUACGAAUGGAAGAUACAUUAUAUGAUAAUAGUCUAGAUUUGAUUGAUGAAGAGAUUGAGGUGGUGAAGAAAGAAAAGUGGUAUUUGUUACUUAAAGAAUUAGUAAAAUUUAUCAUGACUAAUUCCCGAAUAGAAAGAAUUUUCUUACAUUAUUUGGAGCAUUUUUUGUUGCUUGAACAACCCAAAUUUAAUCAAUGUUUCUCAAAUCUUAGAGAAUUGGCUUGUGAUGAUAAUGUUAGUCCAAGAUUGUUUCAUUUAUUGGCACAAACUACUGAUAAAAUAGAAAUACUUGGUUUGGAAUUUUACAAUUAUAAAUCAAAUAUGGGAUUGGUUGAAUUGAUUAGAGCACAGAAACACAUAAAGAAAUUAUUAUGUUUCACAUCCAAUGACUCCAUACCUAAAUUAGUCAAAGAGGCAUUGCUUCUUCACGCAAAUAAUUUAGUGGAAUAUACUAAGAAAAUCAAUGUUAAUUUUGAUGGACAAGAUUGUGUAUAUACUUUGAGUAAAUUUUUCAAAUUGAAUGGCAAGAACCUUAAAGUUAUUCAGUUUGAUGGAAAGAUUGAUGAUAUUCUACCAACUUUUGAAGAUUUAUUUUGUGCUUUGAUGACUGCUUUACCACAACAAAUAAAAAUAUUAUCAUUUAGACAAAAAUGUUUACUUUUAGAUGAUGUUUUAGAAAUGUUUUUCAAAAAAUGGACUGGCUAUGCACCAAUUCGUAUUGAAAUUUUUAAUGGUGAUGAGGAGGUGGUUUAUGAUGAUAUUGGAGACGAAGUUAAAAUGAUUGAAUUGUUGACUCAUUAUAAAGAAAAGGGAUUAUUAGAUUUCAGUGUCUUUGAUUCGAUUCCAAAAUUUGAUAUUUUCCUGGAAUCGUUAUAA